AUUCCAGUAUGCGGGCCUUCAGGUCACUGCUUCUGAGCAUUCUGCUCUGCUUGACCCUGGUCAAUGCGGGAUUCAUUGACGAUCUCCUCAAGGCGAUUAAGAACGGCGCGACCUGCGCCUCUUGCCAUGGCCUGUUAGCUCCUCUCAAGCUGCUUGCCAGAUUUGGCGACAAGCCCUUUACGAAGACAUUCACCGCUGUUUGUAAAGUUGCAACCUCAUUCGAUGAUGAUGUUUGUGAGGGCUCAGUCGGAACGCAGGCCCCAAUCAUUGCCCAUAGUUUGCGCUCUAUCGAUCCUUUCGGCCCAACAGCUCGAAAACUUUGUGACACCCUUUUCGGCCUGUGCCAACCACCCGCCGUCAACAAAUACGACGUUCCGUUCCCGAAGCCUCGUCCAGCCAACCCCAAGAAAUUCGCUUCGACCGGAAGGCAGCCUUUCCAAGUCGUUCAUUUCAGUGACAUUCACAUUGAUCGAAGCUAUACCCCUGGCGCGGACUCUGUAUGUUCCAAGCCUCUCUGUUGCAGGAAUUGGGCAGAUCAGAAAGGGCCUGUCGUUGCUGCUGCUGGGCCCAUGGGAAGUCGGAAUUGUGAUACCCCGACCGCAUUGGCACAGAACUUCCUCAGGACAAUCACCUCCAACAACAAAUUCUCCAUCUUCACUGGAGACGUCAUUGAAGCGUCUGUCUGGUUAGCUGACAGGGGCCAUGUAACCCAUGACCUCGAGUUGUUUACUGGGGAAAUGAACACCCUACCCCAGGUUCCUGUAUAUGCCGCUCUAGGAAAUCACGAAUCAGCUCCCACCAAUAGCUUCCCUAGGAAUACUACCAAGAAGGCAAACUCGCAAUGGGUCUUCGAUGCCCUCAGCAAAGGAUGGGAGCCCGCCAUCGGGACCGAAGCCGCUCAGCAGGUUUCUCAUCUAUCCGGAAGCUACUCCAUCGUCGUCCCUGGUACCAAUCUCAGGCUCAUUUCCAUCAACACCGUUUACUGGUACAAAGGCAACUACUGGCUCUACGACAGUGACCGAUUGCAACCUGAUCCCAAUGGACUGUUAUCUUUCACCAUCUCACAACUGCAGGCCGCAGAAGAUGCAGGGCAGCGCGCCUGGAUCAUCGGGCACAUCCCACCUGGAGGCAGGGGUGAUGUUUUGCGCGACCAGUCCAACUACUUUGACCAGAUCAUUCAGCGGUAUAGCCAUGUUAUCGCUGGUCAGUUCUAUGGCCAUAGCCACCAGGAUGAAUUCAUAGUCGGUUACUCGGACUAUAGCAGACAAACUGCAGACACUGCUGUCACCUAUGCACUUUUGGCACCUGCGAUCACUCCUAGAGGCAGUAAUCCUGGAUUCAAGGUUUAUGACGUUGACCCAGAUACAUACGAAAUUGUCGAUGUCAAGGUUUAUCGAACCGAUAUAUCAAGUCCUGAAUUCCAUGUGGAACCCGUUUGGGAGUUGACAUACUCCGCCCGGGAGACAUACGGCCCAUUUGUUGGCUUGGAGCCUCAGGACUCCCUCGGUCCCGCUUUCUGGCAUCGGUUGACCGAGGCCUUUGAAAGGGAUGAUGCCCUCUUUGAUGUUUACAGACGCUUCAAGCGCGCUGUGUCCGAUGCAGGGCCCUGCGACGCGGAAUGCAAACGUGUUUCUAUAUGUGACAUGCGUGCAUUGCGGGUAGAGAACAUCUGCACUGUCUCCAAGAUUGGUGUAAACUUUAGACGUGAUCUCGAAGGAGGACAAGACGACCAUGCCGAAGUUGAAGACGAAUGCGAAGGACCGGGAUUCAACUUUUUCUUCCGGGCAGCGGCCGAACGACUGACCGACGAAGAUAUGGAGGUCCUCAGAAAGGAACUCGAGGCCAUUGGAAUCCCUGACGACAUCGCCGACCUUCAACUCGACCUCGAAGACGGAGAUUCCACUUUCAACUAAUCGGCGUGAUGCCCAGAGCAAUACUGUAC
Messenger RNA from Coprinopsis cinerea okayama7#130, 1942 nucleotides. Its product is annotated as sphingomyelin phosphodiesterase. NCBI's taxonomy places the organism in Eukaryota, Fungi, Basidiomycota, Agaricomycetes, Agaricales, Psathyrellaceae. The transcript has 15 exons. The coding region runs from base 9 to 1913 and encodes 634 amino acids. Gene Ontology annotation, molecular function: sphingomyelin phosphodiesterase activity. The record is from RefSeq and is a predicted model, not a curated record. Gene Ontology annotation, biological process: sphingomyelin catabolic process.